AUGCGCUUCACCAGGCGAGUAUCGACGCCCAUAGCUGUCGCAGGUCUUGCCGCCGCUGGGUACUAUGGCUACCAGCAGUAUCAGCACCAAGGGAUUGUACCAUCCAACAGCCCCACUACGACUUCACUUGCACCAAGCGUUACAUCGGGACAGAGUAGGCCUUACAGCACUGGAACUGCAGACACUCAAGUUGCCGGCGUAAGCGAGUCGGUCGACGUGCUAGGCGCGACUCAAUUGCCAGAGGCUGUCCGCAAGGCGCUUGUUGUAGACCAGGGCAACCUUUACACUGCGCAAAUACCGGCAGAUCAGCCCAUCAGCAAAGAGACCGACCAAUCCGGUCGCAAAGUGCUCGAGAUGCUUACCCCCGAGCAAGCCACGGCCAUGCUGCGGAGAAACGAGGAGAGCUACCUUGUAGGCAGAGGGGAAGGCGUGGUGCGGUAUGAUGUCGUGCAGAUACCCAGCAAUGACCCAAUAGAGGAUGACCACGUCGAAAAGAUCGUUGAGGUGCCUGACACGAUCGCUGCUGCCGAAGACGGCAAGACGAGGUCGGACUGGAUGUUCUGGGGUGUCUUCGACGGUCACGCUGGCUGGACUACAUCUGCUAAGCUAAGGCAAACACUAGUGUCGUAUGUGGCAAGGGAGCUCAACGCGACCUACAAGUCGGCGCUGCAGGAUCCCAAACUUACCUUUCCGACGCCGGACGCGGUGGAUGCGGCCAUCAAGAAAGGCUUCGUGACGCUAGAUAACGAGAUCACGCACGACAGUGUAGCCAAGGUUCUGAAAUCGCAGUCAAAGGUCGUCGCUGCGGAGAUUCUUGCGCCUGCGCUAUCCGGCUCAUGCGCACUCCUUUCAUUCUACGAUUCACGCUCGAAGGAGCUCAAGGUAGCAUGCACAGGCGACUCGCGUGCUGUACUUGGCCGACGAGGUAGCAGUGGCAAAUGGACCGCCACCGCUCUAUCGAUCGAUCAAACUGGUGGCACAGCGUCAGAAGAUGCCAGGCUGCGAGCUGAACACCCUGGCGAGCCGUAUGUCACGCAGAAUGGGCGAAUCCUAGGCGGUCUUGAGCCAAGCCGAGCGUUCGGCGACGCCAUCUAUAAGUGGUCUACGGAGACGCAGAAAAAGCUGAAUGCGUCUUACUUCGGCCGUUCACCGUCGAAGCUUUGUAAGACGCCGCCGUACGUUACCGCCGAGCCCGUCGUUACCACUACCAAGGUAGACCCUACCAAGGGCGACUUUGUGGUCAUGGCGUCAGAUGGACUGUGGGAGAUGCUCACUAAUGAAGAAGUCGUCGGUUUGGUUGGCCAGUGGCUCGAGAAGCAAGCGUCGAUUAGCGGCACCAAUCUGACUGUUGGCCGGUCUGCUAACAGCGCUGGUGGCUGGUUACAGAGUUGGUUUAGCACGCAGAAAGCCGCUUCUCUUCCCGUUGAGCAUCACGACUUAAAAGAUGAGGGUGGUCAGCGUGCGCCAAUCCGGCAGCAGCAAUGGGGUGUCCAAACGGGCCAAGACCAACGAUUUGUCGUAGAGGAUCGGAAUGCUGCGACCCACCUGGUGCGAAACGCAUUGGGUGGGAAAGACUCGGACAUGCUGUCUGCGCUCCUCACACUGCCAGCGCCGUAUAGUCGGCGAUACAGAGACGAUCUGACAGUGCAGGUUAUCUUCUUCGGCGAAGGCGAAGGCAAUGGGAGGGUUGAACUGAACAAGGAGGCGUCCGCAACGGCGAAUGGGAACGAAGCAUUAAAGGCGAAGCUUUAG
Molecule: messenger RNA, 1752 nt
Organism: Baudoinia panamericana UAMH 10762
Lineage: Eukaryota; Fungi; Ascomycota; Dothideomycetes; Mycosphaerellales; Teratosphaeriaceae
Exons: 1
Coding region: 1-1752 (583 amino acids)
Biological process (GO): protein dephosphorylation
Molecular function (GO): protein serine/threonine phosphatase activity
Source: RefSeq, a predicted model, not a curated record